This is a messenger RNA of Solanum pennellii, 1702 nucleotides long. Its product is annotated as serine/threonine-protein kinase STY13-like. Gene Ontology annotation, molecular function: ATP binding; protein kinase activity. Lineage: Eukaryota; Viridiplantae; Streptophyta; Magnoliopsida; Solanales; Solanaceae. The coding region runs from base 199 to 1287 and encodes 362 amino acids. Gene Ontology annotation, biological process: protein phosphorylation. The transcript has 6 exons. The record is from RefSeq and is a predicted model, not a curated record. Gene Ontology annotation, cellular component: plasma membrane.
AAAAAAAACAUAACAUAAAUAGUAGUUUUGGUGCUUGUAAAUCUGCAGCAACAGUGACAGUUGUGUAUUGACAGCCAUGGCGGUUGACCCAAAUUCGAAGUAAGAGCCAUUUUUCUGUGCGUUUACUGAUCCUUUGGGAGUUUUUCUCCAGCUUAUGAAAGGAUAAGAGUUUGUGUUUCAAAAUCAAUUAAUCGAGUGAUGGAAGGAAGUGGAGAAGUGGGUUUUGUGAGAGCAGAUCGUAUAGAUCUGAAGAGUUUAGACGAACAGUUACAGAGGCAUCUAAGUCGAGCAUGGACUAUGGAGAAACAAAAGAGUAACAAAGGAGAAGGAGAUAGAGAAAUCCCCAUUAAACAUGCUUGGGAAAUUGACCCAUCUAAGCUAAUCAUCAAAACUGUCAUUGCUCGGGGCACCUUUGGUACUGUUCAUCGUGGUAUCUAUGAUGGACAAGAUGUAGCUGUGAAGCUUCUUGAUUGGGGAGAAGAAGGCCAGAGAUCUCAGGCUGAGGUUUCUUCAGUCAGAACAGCUUUUUCACAAGAAGUUUCCGUAUGGCACAGACUUGAUCAUCCUAAUGUCACAAAAUUUAUAGGAGCUGCAAUGGGCACACAGGAUCUUAACAUACAAACUGAGAAUGGUUUCAUUGGCAUUCCACGAAAUCUUUGUUGUGUAGUGGUUGAAUACCUUCCUGGGGGUACUCUCAAAUCAUUUCUCAUCAAGAACCAUAGGAGGAAAUUGGUCUUCAAAGUUGUGGUCCAACUGGCGCUGGAUCUAGCACGGGGGCUAAGCUACCUUCAUUCUGAGAAGAUCGUCCAUAGGGAUGUCAAAACGGAGAACAUGCUUCUUGACAGGAAUCGUACUCUAAAAAUAGCUGAUUUUGGUGUUGCUCGUGUUGAAGCUUCAAAUCCUAAUGAUAUGACUGGUGAGACUGGAACCCUAGGUUACAUGGCACCUGAGGUUCUUAAUGGCAACCCCUAUAACCGGAAGUGUGAUGUAUAUAGCUUUGGCAUAUGCCUCUGGGAGAUAUAUUGCUGUGACAUGCCAUAUCCAGAUCUGAGCUUCUCAGAAGUGACAACAGCUGUUGUCCGACAGAAUUUGAGGCCAGAGAUACCUCGUUGCUGCCCUAGUUCUUUGGGAAAUGUAAUGAAGCGGUGUUGGGAUGCUAGCCCUGACAAACGACCAGAAAUGGACGAAGUGGUAACCUUGUUGGAAACAAUUGACACAUCAAAGGGCGGUGGGAUGAUCAAAGAUCAACGCAAGGGAUGCCUAUUCUUCAGGAAACGAGGUCCUUGAGAAGAGAGUCUCCAGGUAGCAGCAGAUUAGAAGUGUGGAUCUGGAUUUAUUGAGGAGAAAAUAAUGUAAAAACAAGGAGCAUAGUUUCAUUAGAAGAUGACAUGUCGAGUUUUUAGGAAUUAAAAGUUAAAGUUGGUUAGGUAAAAGAAGCUCAGAUAUAUACAUGCAUUCAUUCAUCAACUCAUGCAUGUACAGCUCUGUACCUUUUCAUCUUUAUUAUCAAUUGUCUUUUAAACACAAUUGACCGAUCGGUUGGUCCUAGUCUGAGCAAGCUCCAACCUAUGCAAGGUAGAACAUCUAGCAGUGGUGGAUUCAAAAUUUAGACUUGAUUUCAAUGUUUUUUAACACAUUAUACUUUUAAAUUUGGGUUUGGAAUGUAAUAUUUGUUGAAUUUUAGUGGUUCUUUUUACGUACA